Messenger RNA from Zootermopsis nevadensis, 3057 nucleotides. RefSeq names its product Tryptophan 2,3-dioxygenase vermilion (gene v). The record is from RefSeq and is a predicted model, not a curated record. NCBI's taxonomy places the organism in Eukaryota, Metazoa, Arthropoda, Insecta, Blattodea, Termopsidae. Gene Ontology annotation, molecular function: L-tryptophan 2,3-dioxygenase activity; metal ion binding; heme binding.
AUUAGCUGUAGCAGUUUACGACGCAUUGUUAUGUAGACCGGACAGAGAAGCGGAUGUCUCGUCACUGAAGGGCAGUUAUACUUAACACACAUCACAUUACGAAAGACGAGUCGAAAAUGAACUCCUGUGUUUUCACCAAUGGGACGGAUAUUUCUCAAGAAGAAGAUCAACUUGAUGGUCAAGCUGGAAUGCUUUAUGGUGAAUAUCUGCAAUUGGAUAAGAUACUGAACGCACAGCGCAUGCUCAGUGCGAGGACAAACCAUCCUGUUCACGAUGAACAUCUAUUCAUUAUAACGCACCAAGCCUAUGAACUGUGGUUCAAGCAAAUAUUAUUUGAACUGGAUUCUGUUCGAGCGAAGUUUAAUACCGAGGACCUCGUUCUAGACGAAUCACAAUCCCAGGAAAUUUUAAAACGCAUGAAUCGUAUCGUCUUGAUUUUGAAGUUGCUGGUAGACCAAGUAAUGAUCCUAGAAACAAUGACUCCCUUGGACUUCAUGGACUUUCGGAAUUACUUAUCUCCAGCAUCUGGCUUCCAGAGCCUCCAGUUUCGAUUGUUAGAGAAUAAAUUAGGUGUUAAACAGGAGCAUCGAGUAAAAUACAAUCAGAAGUAUUCAUGUGUCUUUGGAAAUGACCCAGAAGCAAUAAAAGCUAUCGAGAAGUCUGAAAAUGAACCUCCACUAGCACAUUUAGUACAGCGAUGGCUGGAGCGUACUCCAGGACUUGAAGCAGAUGGUUUCAACUUUUGGGGGAAGUACAAGCAGGCUGUUGAAACACUAUUGGCCAAGCAGCGCAAAACUGCAGAGGCAGAAGUAAAUGAAACUCUUCGCCAACAUCGAUUCAUGGAUUAUGAGAAACGCAAAGAAAUAUUUAACUCUAUCUUUGAUCCAACAAUUCAUGCAGCCCUUGUAUCACGAGGAGAGAGACGAUUCUCUCAUAGGGCUAUGCAAGGAGCUAUAAUGAUCACAUUUUAUAGAGAUGAACCCCGAUUUAACCAACCUCACCAGUUACUCACGCUACUUAUGGACAUUGAUUCUCUAAUAACAAAAUGGAGAUACAAUCAUGUGAUUAUGGUACAGCGUAUGAUUGGUUCAGCACAACUGGGGACAGGCGGUUCUUCAGGUUACCAGUAUCUCCGUUCCACACUCAGCGACCGAUACAAAGUGUUUUUGGAUUUAUUCAAUCUAUCAACAUUUCUGAUUCCACGGGGGUAUAUACCACCAUUAACACGACAUAUGAAGAGCAAGCUGUCCAUUUCAAGAGAUCUAAUACGAAACUGGAAUGACGCAACAGACAGUGAUGAAGUUGAUAAGCCUCUUGAAAGAUCUGUAGAGGCAUCUAUUUGACAAUUUUAAUGUAGUUUUUCAGAAUUGGAUUCAACACACACUUUUAAUUUAUAUAUGAAUCAUUUUUAGAAAAUGUGUUCAAGGGGAGUUUAGAGACUAAGGUAAAAUAUUGUAUUCUUCCUCUGAUUCUACAUCUGAACAGCGGUUCUUAGUUAAUAAUAUUAUGACCUCUGUUGGAUAAAUGCAAGGAGUAUUUUCACUCCCCAUAAACAGUGAGGUUAGUAAUUAAGAACAAAUACAAACUGUUGUUUGUUGUGAGCAGAUACUGGCAGCUUUUGUAGGAAAACAUACAGCAUGCAGCAAUUUGUUAAUUUUCAAAAUAUUGCUCUACCAAAUCUAUAUGUAAACUCGAUGUUAAAAAAAACAAAAUUAAUUAAAACUACCAAAUUAAAGAUGCUCUGAUGGCAAAGUGUAGUGCCAAACAAGUUGCAGAUCCUCAACUUUGAUUUGCAUAGACAUCAUUAUUGACAGUUCAGAAAUCAUUCAACAGAUUUCUACAGACGCUGCGAUCACAAUAAAUCAUUUCCCGUACAUUGUCAAGUAUUGCUUAUUCAAAUGUUUUGGAGUCUUCAUAUAUGCACUGUAUAAUUUAAAUACAAUUUAAGAUUAUAAUUUAUUUUUGCAGGCACAGUUUUGUCCAUUAAGACACCAUUUUGAUAAUGUAAAAGAAGAAAGGUCUCUCCAGUAACAAACACUUUAAUGAACUAUGUUUGUGAAUUGACUCAAAAGUUAACAUCAACAUUAUAAGACAGUAAUUAAUUUUUGUAAAACUCACUAUAGACAUCACGGUCUAGAAAAGCAAAUUUUGGAACUUUUUAACUACCUCUCUUUGAUAGGGCUUACAUUAAGCAGUCACACUAGAAUUCAUUCAAUGCAGUGCCUUUAAGCUUUGUAUGAUGGAAAACCUUGUAAAGUAUGAAAAAGUUAAAAUAUUACUUUUAUUAAAAUUACAUCACAGGAAAUAUAUUCAUUUGACUAAAAAACUCAGGAAUCAUUAUAAUUUGAUAUCUGAAAUUAAUACAGUGACAUGUUAUAAACGCAACUGCUAGUAGUACCAGUGGUAUUAAAAUGUACAGUCUAAUCCUUCACAAAUCUAAUAUAUACCAUAUGCAAAAAAGUGCUUUAGAAAGAGAUUGCAUUGCAAAAUGCAGAGUUUGGAUUACACUUUACUGGCAAAACUGUAAUAACAAAGACAAAAGUUGAAAGACAAAAUAUCUUUAAGGCCACAGCAAUGCAGCAGAACAUGACAUUCAAUAGCCACAAAGUGUGAUGUACAAAGAUAGAAAUGGGAUUAAAACAAUGGUCACUUGAAAUAAAACAGUAAUAUUUUUAUAUAAUCAGAAACAUUCUUUUCAUUGAAAAUGGACAUUUUUCUUAAAAUGGAUCAAUGUGCAAUGAAAGAUCCCACCAAAAUCCACUCUGAAAUUGUCAAGGCAUACAAGCCUUUGGCUCCUCCUUCCAUACCCAUUAACAAAUAUUCCUCAUAUAUUCUUACCCCAACCACACUGCAUCUGUAUCUUCCAUACACCAUUAUUAUUUAAACAUUUACUGCUUGUUUCUUACCCUAAUUUUUCUUACAACUAUACAGAAAUAAAUUUGUUUAUUUGCUAUGCCGAUGUUUAUACUCCCAGUGACCAAUGAAAAUAAAGUUACUGGAAGUACCUAUAAACUGUGCUGAAAUAAUAAAAUUGCUUAUUCGUUUUAUGUUACAUUA